This is a messenger RNA of Acanthoscelides obtectus, 1725 nucleotides long. The record is from the annotation of a GenBank genome assembly. Lineage: Eukaryota; Metazoa; Arthropoda; Insecta; Coleoptera; Chrysomelidae.
CCGAAAUUUCUUAACCAAACAUUUUUGAAUAUGUAAAUAAACGUAAACGAAGACGGAACUUUUCCAAAUAAACAUCUUUUAUGUGGAGAAUUUUAAGAAUGAAUGCAAAAUCUUGUUAUCUGUUACAGAUAAGUACACAAAAAAGGCUGAAUUUGCCUCACCAGCAAGUGAUAACACUAGGGAGAAAUAUCGAUACUGAAGUGCAAGAUGUGUACGUUUCCAAAAAACAAUUAGAAGUUGUCGCAGAUUACGAUAAAUAUACGCUUAAAGUAAAACCAGUGGGUAGAGCUAUUUGCGGCAUUGAUGGAUAUGCUACUGUUAAAGAUAAGACUUAUACUAUAGGUCAUGGUCAUAUCAUUGAACUUAGAUUAGGGUACCAUCAGUAUCAGAUCACCUUUGAUCCUCCACCAGAAAUGGAAAAGAAUGGUGAAGAAAGUGACCCAGACCAGCAAGAUGAAACUGUACCUGCUGCCAAAAAACCAAAGUUAGAUUUUCCUAUAUUUAAUAACAAAAAGGAUGAGAUAGGUGGUUCUGCUAAAAGUGGAAAAUGGGAAUCGGUGGACAAAAAGGAACUACUGAUAUUCACACCAGAUGAUAUAAAACCAAGUAAAAAAAUAGCUGCUUUUGAUAUAGAUGGCACAAUCAUCAGAACCAAAUCAGGUGACAAAUUUGCAAAAGACCUUGAUGAUUGGGUCUUUUUUCUCAGUGAUAUCCCACAGAGACUGAAAAAGCUACACGAUGAUGGGUAUAAAAUAGUGUUUUUCACAAAUCAGGCUGGUGUCAGCAAUAAUAAAGUAAAAGUUGAUGAACUUAAACAAAAAAUUGAGAACAUUUUGAAAAGAAUCCCAGUUCCUAUCCAAGUAUUUAUUGCGACAGGCAAGUCCAUUUAUAGAAAACCUGCUCCAGGAAUGUGGAAUUGCUUACAAAAUGAAAAAAAUGCUGCAGUGGAAAUUGACAAGGACAACUCGUUCUAUGUGGGAGAUGCUGCAGGUAGAGAUAAGGCACCAUCUAGAAAAUACAAAGAUCAUUCAUGCGUAGACAGACUAUUUGCUCUCAAUAUCGGUCUGAAAUUCUAUACCCCUGAAGAAUUCUUUCUCAAGCAAAAGCCUGAGUCUCACAAAAUGCCAGAAUUUGAUCCUAAAAGCUUGCCUGAUGAGCAUUUUCCUGAAGUUGAUUUUCCUUCUCCGAAUGUGAUACUAAUGGUUGGAAGUCCUGGUUCAGGAAAGAGUCAUUUUUGUAAACAUUAUCUAGUACCUAAAGGAUAUGUACAUGCCAGCAGAGACAAGUUAGGGUCAUGGCAAAAAUGUGCCAAGCAGCUAGAAGAAGCUUUAAAAAAUGGUAAAAAUGUUGUAGUCGAUAAUACCAAUAUGGAUAAGGAGUCUAGGGCAAGAUUUAUUGAGAUUGCCCAGAAAUAUAAAGCUGACUGCAGGUGUUUCCUCAUGGUAACAGACAUUUAUCACAGCAAGCAUAACAAUAGGUUCAGAGAGCUGACGGACACCACACAUGAACCUGUUACAGAUAUAAUCAUAAACAAAUUGAAAAAGAGUUACCAGGAGCCAGAGCAAUCUGAAGGUUUUGAAGAAAUUAUAAAGGUACCUUUUAUCCCUACCUUUGAAAAUCAAGAGCAUGAGAAGCUUUAUAAAUUGCAUUUAUUAGAAAAGUAAUUCCUGCGUUUUUAUUUUGUCGUGUGAUACUUGAAGGAUAAUAUAAGCAUUUCAUAAAUCG